AUCAGUUGGGAGCCAUUCCACAAGCCUUUGGUUGCCGCGAUCCUUGAGAAUGAAAGGAUCCGGAAGGGUCUAUUCCCCGGACCCGGAGCAAACCCUUCGUCGCAGAAAGGGGGUGGCACCCCGAAGACAGAGCACUACUGGGCACUCGCUCAGAUCGUAUUCGGCGAGCACCCU
This is a messenger RNA of Punctularia strigosozonata HHB-11173 SS5, 174 nucleotides long. RefSeq lists its product as uncharacterized. The annotation marks the transcript as partial. Lineage: Eukaryota; Fungi; Basidiomycota; Agaricomycetes; Corticiales; Punctulariaceae. The record is from RefSeq and is a predicted model, not a curated record. The transcript has a single exon.